AUGGACGAAGAAAGCAAAUUACCAUUAGAGAAGCCAAAGGAAGAACAAACAUUGCUAGUUGCACAAAUUUAUGGAGAGAUUGAAGAAUUACAAGAUGAACUUGAGAUGAAUUUUUGGAAGAUAAAGAAUUUUGACAAGGUACAAUCUUCUCCGACUGAUCAUCGAUUCUCUAGUCACGACAACUUCGUUAAGGUUUAUGAGUCAAGACCUUAUCUUAUGAGAGCUAUAAUAAAAGGUCCUCCUAACACCAUUUAUUAUAACGCAUUAUUUUGCUUCGACAUAUGUUUUACUUGUGAUUACCCUAAUCAACCUCCUAAACUUUUCUACCAUUCUUAUGACUAUGAUUUGAAUCCAAAUUUGAAAAAGAGUGGAAAAGUCAACCUACCACACUCUAAGAGAAAAUGUUCUUCAAAUCCAUUUAGAAUAUUAGAUAUACUUGUCACUAUUCAAGGAUUUCUCAAUGAUGAGUUUUCAAGCAAUAAAAAAAAUGUUCUAAUUAUUAGAACAUGGGAGGCCAUGCUUGUGAUGCUAGAGUCACCAUUGGAGGGUUUUGAAAUCUUGGUUAAGGGACAUUUUAGAACUCAAGCCCAUGCAAUUCUUAGAAACUUUAAGAAUUAUAUGGAUUCUAAGGAUGAAACUAUGAAGAAUCUAUUCUGGAAGCUCAUCAAGGCGUUUGAAGCUAAUGGAAGUUAUUGUAAGCAUCAUUGUAAUCAAGUUGUUAAUCAUGAUUAUGAGGAAGCAAAGUGCAACAACAUCACGAAGAAAAAUGGAUACUCCAAAUUGCCAUUGUGUAUUAUGUAA
This is a messenger RNA of Arachis stenosperma, 801 nucleotides long. Its product is annotated as putative ubiquitin-conjugating enzyme E2 38. Gene Ontology annotation, molecular function: ubiquitin conjugating enzyme activity. Bases 1 to 801 code for a protein of 266 amino acids. The record is from RefSeq and is a predicted model, not a curated record. Lineage: Eukaryota; Viridiplantae; Streptophyta; Magnoliopsida; Fabales; Fabaceae. The transcript is spliced from 2 exons.